CUUAAUGAUAAGAAGGAUGUGAGUUGAUAGAUCGGCUAUCAAGGCUGUUAUCAUAGCGGUUAGAUAAGAUGUUCUCCUUGAAAUCAAAUUCCUACUAUAAAAAUGACAAUAGAUGCUAUUACCAUGCUAUCCACAUUAUUCUUUUCUUAAAAUAACCCAAUCAUUGUAUACAGUUUAUUUCCUUCUUAUGAUGUAUAAUGAAAGAUUUGUUAAAGGACAAUUUAUAAAUUAGAUAUAAGUAAGUGAGCACAAUGCUAGGUAUUGAUACCUGUCAGGAAAUGUUUCCAUCUAGAUGGUCUUUGUGGCUGUUUUUGUUGUAUGUUACCCUGUUUGUCAACCAAGGCUGGUUAGUAACCAGGUCCCAAAAAUCUGAUAACAAAUACAAUUAUGAUACAGAAAUUGCCGUUUUUUUAACCGAAGGAAUAAAACUGUUUGUGUGUAUUGUUGGAUACAGUUUUCAACAUAGCUUACUAUCAAUUGUUAGCGAGACAUCAAGAAACAUCAGAGUUGCAGUUCUUUAUUUUGUACCUGCUGGACUUUAUUGCAUUUACAACAAUUUGUCCUAUAUCAAUCUUUCCACAUUUGACCCAACAACAUACUUUCUUGCUCUCCAGCUUCGAGUUGUAGCCACAGGAGUAGUUUUCCAAUUUAUAUUUAAUAAGAAGCUAAGUGGAAAACAGUGGUUUUCUUUAGUCCUUUUAACAGCAGGUUGCAUGUUGAAAGUUAUUAAUUUUGGAGACGCCCCAGUUGAAAUAGCUCAUCAAGCACAGGGAAAACAACUCAGUCUGUCGGCAUCUUUAAGUUCUCUAUUACUUUUGCUACAGGUUGCUUGUUCCUGUUUAGCUGGUGUUUAUAACGAGUACCUACUAAAGUCACAUAGUGAAAAUCUUAGUCUCUACUUACAAAACAUUUUUCAAUAUCUUGAUUCUAUAAUAUGUAUCAUAGCUAUUUUAUCAUUUGGAGGAAAUAUUAAUAAGUUAUUUAAUCAUGAAACUUAUGUCCCUUUUCACAACAUUAAGGUCUUUCUUGUGAUAUUCAACAAUGCAGCUAUUGGUAUUGUAACAAGCUUCUUUUUACGUUACCUCAAUUCAAUUUUGAAGACCUUUGCAUCUGGGCUUGAACUUGUAUUUACUGCAAUUUUAUCUAGACUUCUUUUUUCUAUACCAAUAUAUUUAAAUACAGUGUUGUCUAUAUUUAUUGUUACUGUAGCAACUGUAAUAUACAGCCAGAAUCCUGUAAGUACUACUAAAGUAACUGGUAAAAAGGAUCGAGAAAAAUUGUUGGAUAAAACAGAAAGUAUAGUAUAACAUUUUUUUGUAUCUAUGAAAAAGUGUUUUUUAUUUUAUUUUUAUUUAAUGUUAUAAUAACUAAACUAGUUAAAUCCAUUUAUUGCCUGUUUUAGUAUUUACUAAUGUACUUUUUACAUAUCAGUUAAGAAAAAAACUGCUUAUUUAUAAAUCAGUAUUUUUUUUAUUAUUCUACAAUGUUUGCUAAUUAAUUAUAUUAAUUGUAUUCAGAUAAUUAUAGUAUUAUUGUUUGCCAAUGAAAAUAAUAGAUUUGUAAAAUCUAAUUUAAGUAAGUUAUACUU
This is a messenger RNA of Nezara viridula (southern green stink bug), 1588 nucleotides long. The record is from the annotation of a GenBank genome assembly. NCBI's taxonomy places the organism in Eukaryota, Metazoa, Arthropoda, Insecta, Hemiptera, Pentatomidae.